Molecule: messenger RNA, 2886 nt
Organism: Dendroctonus ponderosae (mountain pine beetle)
Lineage: Eukaryota; Metazoa; Arthropoda; Insecta; Coleoptera; Curculionidae
Product: putative tRNA (cytidine(32)/guanosine(34)-2'-O)-methyltransferase
Exons: 5
Coding region: 1162-2547 (461 amino acids)
Biological process (GO): cytoplasmic translation; tRNA methylation
Cellular component (GO): cytoplasm
Molecular function (GO): tRNA methyltransferase activity
Source: RefSeq, a predicted model, not a curated record
GAUUAAAAAAAAAUUUGUUGAGCAAAAUAAUGCUCAUUAUUGGCGAUCAGUAUGCUCGUAUAGAUUGAACAGUGCCAAUUAAUUGUCCUGAAAUUCAACUUUAGCCUAUUUAUGGCGCGACCCAAACUGGCAUAAGCGGGACCGGAAAGAGUACGUGAGAGUUAGAAAAAUCACUUAUAUAUUUUCCUUUUUUAUUCUUCAAUGUCUGUUUUUCACACAAAUAUGGGAAGAAUAGAAUGUCGAAAUAAUUUUGUAGUCGAAACAAUUAAUAAUUUUUAGGAAAUGUUCUUUCUGCUUUAGGAGAAAAAGAAGCUUUCAAAUUUAUACCUCUAAAAGUGCGUGAAAUUUUAAAUAGAUGCAUUGAAAAUGGUUUAGAUUGCGAAGGUUACCAGCUAAAACAUUUUUUUUAUUUCAAUAAUAAUUCAAUGUAAAAUUAAAAAACUGGCUCAAACCAUUUGAAGAAUCCCACUGUUUUAAAAGGAUGAUCCUAAAUGUUAAUGAAAAAAUAUACACGUCCAGAUUUUCUUAAAAGCUUUUGCUGGCCGGGUAAAUUUCAAUUUAACAGCUCUAGAGGUGUUAGUUAUCUUUUGUAAAGGUAGUGAAUUUCAAUUAGUGGAAAGUUAUUGAGAAUUGAAAUAGGAAACGAAUAAUUGUUUCAUUACGAAAAUGUAGAAUUAUUAAUCUGCACCAAAUGAAUAGCAUAUUUCUCCUUUUGAUAUGAUUUAGAAUUACAUGUGUUUUGUUGCGUAUUCCGGCGACGGCUCGUUACAUUAUUGAAUAUGAAACAGCAAAAGCUUCGUUUUCUAUUCAAAUAUUUAAAUAGGUGCUUCGCUCAUCUUUGUCUUAUUAUGUUCGUCUUGGCUGACUUCCACCUCUUAUUACUUAUAUACAUACAUAUCCAAAGAAGAAGAGAGAAAGAAGAAUUCUCAGCUGAGCAAUUCUUAACCUUACUAUCCAUGAGAUUUGUCAUCUUGUGUUGUAAAAUCGAAGUUUUCUUAAACUUAUUGUGAUUGUUUCCUAUUGAACAGGUCGGCAUUGGGGUCGUAAUCGAAGUUUUAUCAUCUUGACAAAGAACCCAAUUUAAGCUUCUAUUAGUAUUCUGAAAUAAUAUCACGCUUGGAACCGUUUUCCAGUUACUUAAAACCAAUAAGCUCACAAAAAAUGGGAAAAACUUCUCGAGACAAACGCGAUAUUUACUAUCGUAAAGCUAAAGAACAAGGGUGGAGAGCUCGAAGCGCCUUCAAACUGCUUCAAAUCGAUGAAAAAUUUCACAUUUUAAGUGGCGUAACGAAAGCAGUUGAUUUAUGUGCUGCGCCGGGUAGUUGGUCGCAAGUUCUUUCGCGAAAGCUUUAUUUGAACGAGGAUAUCAAUAUUAAGGAGCCCACUCAUUUGUUCUACACUCAGAGUGUUAGUGAGGACCUUACAAGCGAUGAAGACGAUGCGAAAUCUGAUAAAAGUUUGGAUGAUUCCAAAAAACCCAAUGAAAAUGUUAAAAUAGUUGCAGUUGAUUUACAGCCCAUGUCUCCUCUCCCGGGGGUUAUCCAGAUUCAGGGCGAUAUAACAAAAUAUUCAACCGCAGAGGAAAUAAUUUCUCAUUUUGAAGGUGAAAAGGCCGAUCUGGUAAUUUGUGAUGGUGCUCCGGAUGUAACUGGCCUUCAUUGCAUGGACAUUUACAUUCAGGCUCAGUUACUUUUAGGCGCACUACAUAUUUCCUGUAAUGUAUUGAAGAACGGUGGUACUUUUGUGGCUAAAAUAUUUCGGGGAAAGGACAACGAUUUAUUAACCAAUCAGCUUUUAACAUUAUUCCAAGAGGUGGAUGUUGCCAAGCCGAGAAGUUCUCGAAACUCUAGUAUCGAAGCAUUUGUCGUUUGUCGGCAGUAUAAUCCACCCAAUGGAUUCGAUCCCACAAAGAUUACCCCGUACCUGGAUGUUUCUAAUAAAAAUUUCGAUUCCUUGGAAGGUAUAAAUCGAGUAAUUAUUCCAUUUAUUGUCUGCGGAGAUGUUAGUGCUUAUGACUCAGAUACUACUUACCCUUUGCAACUGGAAGGUGAGGCUCCAUAUAAGUAUACACCACCUGUACAACCUCCGAUAGCUCCUCCGUAUAGUUUCAAAUCAGAGCAGCCCAACAAAACUGAUAUGAAUACUUUAUUCAAAUAUGCAACUGAUCUUUCAAAGCCAUUUGAAUCGGAAUUACUACCAGAUUUGGAAUAUUUAAAUGAUAGUAUCGAUAAAUUAAUUUUUACUGAUACUAUUAUGAGUGAUGAGGACGACUUGCCGGACGAUUUUUGCAAAGAUGACGAGGAAGCAAGGGCGGCGUUUGCCCACGGUCCUUAUUACGAUAUUAUUAAGAAAGUUGACAAAAUACGAAACGCGGACUCAGACGAAGAUUUUGAUGAAUCUAAUGAUGAUGAACGUAAACGUUUGCCAGUGAUAAAAAUCUUGUGCGAGGAGGAACCUCCCGAUGUUGGGACUGUUCACGCUAUUUUGAAUCACAUCCAGGAAGGAGGAAAGCUCAGAACUGCACCAACAUGCUACUGUUCUGAAUAGAAUAGUGUUCGCGAUUUUCCAUUUUCAGAACUUUACACGUUGCUGGAUAUUAUUCAGUAAAACACGCAUUGAGUGUGUAUAGGGUUCAAUGCUUUGCUCUUGAAUCACACCUCGUUUACAAAAGUUUAUUCCACUGAAUUUUUAUCCAGUGUUUACGUGGACUUUCCCUCUUGUUGAUGGAAUUAUUUACCUCCAUAGUUAGAUUACAUAGUCUUUAUACGGCAUUGACCGUUGAUACUAUCUAUCGGUAUCCUUACUUUUAUUAUCCGACUCCGACUUCUGAAAUGACGCUUAAUUAUCUAAUAUGGAAAUGAAAAUAAAUAUUCUGUUUUUAGUUUA